CCACCAGCUGCAACAACCUUGUCUCUGCAACCCGCCCUCGGUUGCUUGGCGGCUGCCCAUGAUCUGCCAAGUCAAAUCACCAUCCACGUCCAAGGCCAGCCCCAGACGACCUCGGGCCCGUACCCGUACCCGACACACACAAUGACCGACCCGGCCGACCCGGCUCCGGCCAAGCCCCGCGUCCGCGCCUUCAGCCAUCGCACUCGUGCCGGCUGCCUGACGUGCAAGACGCGCCGCAAGAAGUGUGACGAGCAGCGGCCCAUCUGCAACCGCUGCAAGGUCGGCGGCUUCAUCUGCGAUGGCUACGAGGCCGACGGCGCCGCCAGGAAGCAGCGCAAGCCCUCCCCAGCCACUUCCGCCUCGUCCUCGUCCUCCUCCCCCCCGUCGUCGUCCUCGUCAUCCUCACCCUCGGCCUCAGGCCGCUCGCUGCCCAUCUUAGUCAAGAAGGGCAGGGCUCUCGCGCCUCUGAAACCCGCUCCCGUCGCUUCCGCCAUCGCCUCCGCCAUCGCCGUCCCCGUCGUCCGUGGGCCGCUGCUGCCGGGAGAUGCCCGCGACACGCAGUACUAUGUCUGGUUCUUCACCAACACCGUCGGCGACCUUGUCAUGUCGCACUCCUUCAGCACCGCCUUCUGGCACAAGAUGUUCCAGCCCUCGAGCCAGAACGCCGCCUGCGUCCGGCACGCCGUCGUCGCUCUCGGAGCCAUCCACUGGCAGUUCUCCCGGCACGACGCAGCUCAGCUGACCUCCCCGCCUUUGCCGUCGUCACAAAAGGCGUCCCUCGACCGGUUCGCCCUGCAGCACUACAACCAGGCCAUAUCCUCCCUCGUCAAAGCGCGAGACACCACAAACGACAUGGUCACGACAGUCACCUGCUGCUUCCUCUUCGUCCUGCUCGAGAGCCUGCGCGGCGAGUAUGGCGAGGCCCUGCGGCACCUCGAGGCCGGCAUGACCAUCCUCGCAGACCACCAGCCCACCACGGCCCUGCCGAACCGUGAGGUCCAGGAGCUCGCGUCCAUGUUCCAUCCUAUCGGCUGCGAGGUCGGCGUCUUCGCCGAGACGCGCCUCUUCCCGGACAUCUCGCGCUUCCAGGCCCCGAUGAAGAAGUACAAGCGGCGCACCAACGAGCUGCGCGAUCUCGACGAAGCCGAGGACGUCAUGAACACACGUGACGACCUCAUCACGCUCAUCACGAUCGACCUCGAGCAGGACUGGGACAACCCGGACUCGGACUGCAACACGCAGUGGGAGCUCCUGCGCAUCAGCGUCCAGAACUGGAAUGUGCAGUUCAACGCCCUCGUCGACCGCAUGCUGCGCGACGGCGAGUACGACGACAACAUCCAGAAGAUCACCAACCUCAAGCUGCAGUACAAGAUGUGGGAGCUCCUCAUGGAAGUCGGGGACGAGUGCGACGCAGGAGGCUGCCCUGCUUCCAGCUACGGCAACGGCAACAGCACCAGCUGCAACGGCGGCAGAGGCUCAUACUCGCCCCUCGCAACCGUGCCCCCGGACGUGGGACCGACCCCGGGGCCCCCGGCCAUGGACGCGGCCGAGUGCAGCGCGCUGCUCGAUGAGGUCGACAAGCUGUGGUACAGCACCACCACCCCGCGCUUCGCGCUCAAGACGGACCUCCUCACCGCCAUCUUCCAGCUGUACGUCUUCUGCCUCGACGAGGAUGUGCGGCUGCGCAUCAUCAACAUGCUCCGCGCGCGUAGGAGGCGCGAGAUCAUCUGGGACAGCGCGGCGCUCGCCGACUUCCUGGAGCGCGACAUGGAGCAGCGGCGGACGUGCGGCGGCGAGCGGUGUGAGCGGUGGCCCAACCUCGGGCCAUCGCCGUCGGCCGAGGCGCUGGUCGUCUUCCGGCCGAAGAAGCGGCAUCACGAUGUGGUCGAUAGUGCCACGGCCGCUGUGCAGAGUUUCGUGCAGUGAGGGAUGGCAUACGGCGUACCAGCAUGGCGGCACGGGCGGAGGCGGAGGCGGAGUCAAUAAUGGAGUUCUUGGUGUUUUCCUUAGUUCUGCUAGAAUCCUUAAUGCAUAACGAAAGUCGUCGACGUGGUUUCCGCAAGUGCUGCCGAGUCUUCUGAUCUGUUCCCUGCGCAUCUGUCCGUCUCGAGGUGGUGCCAGACGUCAUCGCGGGAUUCGAACCGAGGCAAUCGAGGUCUAAUCACCGGCAACCGCUGGAGGAAUAGAUCAAGGAGGUCAAGUAAGCACUAGCCGCGCCCAUCAUGUCAGUUGCAUGCCGAGACUUGUCCAGGCUUUGUUGCUGGAGAACUUGCUCUGGGAGACAGAGCGUGGCGAUUCUAUAUCUAUUUUAUAGAGCGAAGAAUAUAGCCGAGUUGAGGUCCAUUGCCACGAA
Molecule: messenger RNA, 2353 nt
Organism: Microdochium trichocladiopsis
Lineage: Eukaryota; Fungi; Ascomycota; Sordariomycetes; Xylariales; Microdochiaceae
Exons: 1
Coding region: 142-1926 (594 amino acids)
Biological process (GO): regulation of DNA-templated transcription
Molecular function (GO): zinc ion binding; DNA-binding transcription factor activity, RNA polymerase II-specific
Source: RefSeq, a predicted model, not a curated record